Molecule: messenger RNA, 1700 nt
Organism: Poeciliopsis prolifica (blackstripe livebearer)
Lineage: Eukaryota; Metazoa; Chordata; Actinopteri; Cyprinodontiformes; Poeciliidae
Product: tumor necrosis factor receptor superfamily member 14-like
Exons: 6
Coding region: 288-929 (213 amino acids)
Biological process (GO): apoptotic process; positive regulation of T cell migration; defense response to Gram-positive bacterium
Cellular component (GO): external side of plasma membrane; membrane
Molecular function (GO): transmembrane signaling receptor activity; protein binding
Source: RefSeq, a predicted model, not a curated record
GUACCAUUUGGAUCAACAUCUUCAUCUUAGGCUCUAAAUUAAACUUUGUUGCGAGGAAAAGGAAAGAGAAUCAAAUAAACCUGGCCACACAUUGUUUCAUUUCAAAUAACUGGUUACAGUGAAACGCUACGAUGGAGGUUUUUCCAGACAAACCUGGCAACUCGCGUUUUUGGGUUUUUUUCCCCAUUUUUUCUUGGUUUGACGGUUAAGUUUUUCCACGACGGGUUUCUAAAACCGAAUAAAAGAGAGAAGAAAUUUAACCAGAAACAGAAAAGAGAUGACGUAACAUGUUGUCCAUGUUGGUCAUGUUAGUGGGUGUCUGCCUGUUUGAACCAGUUUCAGCCUGCAGACAGAAGGAAUACCCCGUCAGCGACGGACAGUGUUGCCCCAUGUGCCAAGAAGGAACCGUGGUUGUCAGGGACUGCUCGGCUGAGUCAGGAACACGCUGCGCCCCCUGUGAGAGGGGAACUUACAUGAACCGACCCAACGGGCUGAGGAGGUGCCUCUCCUGCUCCACCUGUGAUCAAGGGCUUGGUCUUUAUGCGAAGGAGAACUGCAAAUCGACAUCAGAUUCGCUUUGCGACGUUCUAAGUGGGUUUUUCUGCAAAAGCUUAACAGAUAGUACUGGGUGUAGCAUAGCAGAGAAACAUUCAGUCUGUAAGCCUGGAGAGAAAAUAAAACAACCUGGAACCAGCAGACAUGACACAGUGUGUGAAGCUUGUCAGCAAGGAUCCUUUUCCCCAGAUGGGGUGAACUGCACCCUGUGGACCAAAUGCUCUGAAAACCAAACCCAGGUCCGAGACGGAACCUUAACGGCCGACGUCGUCUGCAGCAAUGGAUCAUUGAGACACAGAUAUUUUCUGUCGCUGCCAUUUGUUUGCGUUUUAAUACUGUGCUUAGUGCUUCUCCACAGGUGUAUGGUAGUCUGAAUAACUGUUUGAUUGAAUUUUGAUAACUAUUAAAGCUUUAACCAUCUGUAAGUAUUAAAGCUGAUCUGGCUAAACUUUAUUUUUUUAUGUUUAGAUGUUUAAUAAUUAAAAGUUUUAACAUCUAAAAAUAACCUGCACUUUAUUUGUCCUUUUUUACUAUGUUGUUUUUACUAUAUUGUUUUUUACUAUAUUCUUCAAGCAGACAUCAGAGAUUGGAAACUUCACUCUCAGAUUUUUUCCACGAAUGAAGGAAUGUUUAUUAAAAUUUGUGCUUAAUUUCCUAACACUUUAUGUGUUUAUGUGUUUAUAUGAAGUAGAAGUUUGUUUAUGUUGUUGAAUUUCAAUAAUGACAAAAAAAUAUAUAUAUAACUUGCUGCCUGGGUUCUCUCUCCGGCUUCCUCCCACAGUCCAAAAACAUGAGUGUCAGGUUAAUUGGACUGUCCAAAAUUCUCCUCAGGCACAUGAGGAGAACCAGCAGACAUGACACAGUGUGUGAAGCUUGUCAGCAAGCUUCACCCUGCUAAUAGUGUGUGUGUGUGCGUGUGUGUGUGUGCAGUGUUGUAUAAAGUACUGAAAUCUCAGAGUGAAGUAAAGUAUAGGUACCUCUAAAAUAUGAUUUUGAUAAAAGUCCAAGUCACUGAUUGAAAUGUUACUUGAGUUAAGUAUUAAAGUAUCUGAAAUGUCUUGUACUUAAGUAUGGAAAUUACUGUAAAAAUGGAUGUACUCAAGUAAUGUAAUAAAAAGUAUAAGUAAAAGGUAAAACAAGGCAAA